This is a messenger RNA of Vigna angularis (adzuki bean), 832 nucleotides long. RefSeq names its product pathogenesis-related protein 2. Gene Ontology annotation, cellular component: cytoplasm; nucleus. Gene Ontology annotation, molecular function: protein phosphatase inhibitor activity; signaling receptor activity; abscisic acid binding. NCBI's taxonomy places the organism in Eukaryota, Viridiplantae, Streptophyta, Magnoliopsida, Fabales, Fabaceae. The record is from RefSeq and is a predicted model, not a curated record. The transcript has 2 exons. The coding region runs from base 130 to 597 and encodes 155 amino acids. Gene Ontology annotation, biological process: defense response; abscisic acid-activated signaling pathway.
CAUUGUGAAACCAUCGAGAGGCCUUGCUUCCUUAUAAAUAGAUGGCACUCCUCUGCCAAAGAGCCACACACAACACAACACAACACAGCAACAAACAUCUUCACCUUCAAUUCUUCCAUUCCAUUCACCAUGGCAGUUUUCACAUUCGAGGACCAAACCACCUCUCCCGUGGCUCCUGCCACCCUUUACAAAGCUCUUGUAAAAGACGCCGACAACAUCGUCCCAAAGGCUGUUGAUUCCUUUAAGAGUGUUGAAAUCGUUGAGGGCAACGGUGGCCCAGGAACCAUCAAGAAGAUCUCUUUCCUUGAGGAUGGGGAGACAAAGUUUGUGUUGCACAAAAUAGAAGGAAUAGAUGAGGACAAUUUGGGAUACAGUUACAGCAUUGUUGGAGGUGCUGCUUUGCCAGACACUGCAGAGAAGAUCACGAUUGACUCCAAACUUAGCGAUGGUCCAAACGGAGGCUCAGUUGUAAAGCUGAGUAUAAAAUACCACAGCAAAGGAGAUGCUCCACCCAAUGAAGAUGAACUCAAAGCUGGCAAGGCCAAGAGUGAUGCUCUUUUCAAGGUCAUCGAGGCUUACCUUUUGGCCAAUGCUUGAAUUAUUACCAGCUGUCUUUAAUUACAUACACCAAACUUUCCCUCUGUGUUUAUCUUAAAGUUGGCUUUCAACUUAUAGUACUCAAGUUAAGUUUUAUUGUAAGGGUGAUCUUUGUAUCCACUACAUCAACCGUAGAUCAAUAAGUUAUAAUAAAGGAUAGUAUUACUAUCACUUGAAGUUUGUUUUUUCUUUAAUGUUUAUGUAGUGAAUUUAUAUAAAACUUGAAAUUACUCCA